AUGGUGUCCACACGAGGAGGUGCCCGCACCAGCGGAGGGAUUGCCACAGAGCAGUCGCUGAAGAAGAAGCCAGUCCGCAAGACGACGACCAAGCCAGCACCGACUGCAGCGAAACCGAAGACAACACGCGCGAAGAAAGCCGAGCCAGUCCAGGAAACCGCCGACAUCGACGACGAGCAGGACGAGCUACAGCUAGAUACAGCAGCGCCUACUGCCAAGACGGCGAGACGGACACAGGCAGAGAAGCCCAAGGAGGAUGCAGCGAAGCCCGCGAAGAAGGCGGUGUCGCGUGCGAAGAAAGACGAAGACACCGUGAAAGCGCCGGCCGCGAAGCCAGCAGCGAAAGUUGGGAGGCCGAAGGGAAGCACGAAGUCUGUCAAGGAGAAGCCGAUUGAGAGCGAUAACAAGAAAAUGGAACUCCCACCACCUGCUGAGCCGAAAGGAACUCGCGCGACCAGAGCCACUGCAUCAACCGCUGCCAAAGGUCGUGCAACACCACUAUCACCUAAGAAGAUCACACAAGUCUCAAGAGUACCACCAAAGAUAACGACGACGAAGACGGCGACCGUAAAGACUACGGCGACGAAGGUUACAGUCAACAAGGCUGCGCCGCGGGGAAGACCAGCGACCAGGAAGCGCAACAUAUCAGACGAGAAUGCGGAAGGCUUGAAAGUGCCAGCGAAGAAGCAGGCUCUCGCAGACGACGAUCAAGACAAGGUCGUAGAGGAGCCGGAUGAGCAGACCACCGAGACUGUCGAGGCAGCCGAAGAGGAGGCCACUAGGCCGACGACACCAGCGACGCCGAAUGGAGUCGUAGAACCACAUGCAGAAGAAGAUGCAGAGGGGAACACUCAGGAGGAUGACGCAGCCUCUGAACCUGACUCUGAGUCCGACUCUAGUGCUCCGUCUGGCGACGAGCUAUUGGGCCCAAAGACACCACUAAAACGCUGCAGUCCAAAGGAGGCGACGCGAUUCUCGUCCGCACGGAAGAGUGUCCCUCGUAUGAACGCCUCGAUCAAGACUCCCGUCAGACGUUUCGCUGUACUUGGAACACAGCAAGGCACACCUCAGACGCAGAAGCCAUAUUGCAAGCCCAGCAUACCAAUGUCUGAACUGCGGCCAAUGACCGUGGCCAGAGCUCGCGACCGAGCAAUGGUCUUUCCCCAGCUACAGCCCUUGCCGAAGCUAAAGGACAAUGAGGAUGUCGAAGAUUGGGAACAAUCGGACACGCCGGAGGGCCAAGAUGCGCACAUGAAGGUUGAUGAUGACUUGGCAUUGUCACGGUUUCCCAGACUUCUAACAGAGACUGAUUUUGAAGGUAAUGAGACUUCUGCAGAGCUCGGCGAUCUCCAAGAAACCAUCUCUCAUAUGCAAGACUCUGAGUUGCUACAAAUGGAAGACGAAGAGGAGGACUCGCGGUCAAACGACGAACCAGAUGACGAGAGCGGUGAAGAUCUCGAAGACAGCCAGGAUGCCACUGAGAUCGACCAAGACUUCAACAUCGCGGAGCCUCUCGAGAAUGACCCCCAACAUAACACUGAGGUUGACCCGACUGUGACUGCUGGGGAGGAGACUGGCGCCAGCCGUGGCGAUGACCGUUCGCUGAAUGAGCCCGAACGUGAUCUCGAGGCCGAUGAUACCGAUGUAGACAUGGAAGAUGCGCUACCGGCCGACCCCACUCCACGACCGGAGACGCUUGUGUGGGAGAACGUGCAAGACGAUAUUACGAUCCCCUUUGGUUUUGAGGUUGAUCUUUCUGCAUCUCGCACUUUGCCACCGGUGGAACCAACCGAGCGGCUGAGCCUUGCAGGGACUCUCGAACAAGCCAGUUCCGCAAAGCCUGAAAGCAACGAGAAGACUGUCGCAAAGCAGGACAUCGCAAGUAGCGAUGUCGUUGCGAUGGGUGGAGCUGAGGAGCAGUCUGCUGCACGAACAUCCUUAGAUGCCACGGUGAACUUGAGUGACUUUCUUGAUGUCAAGUCCUUGGCGGGCCCGAUCAGAGACCAUGAGCCACGAGUGACUGCCGAUCAAGCCCAGGACACAGAAUCCGUAUCUGAUGAAAUAGAAGCAGCCGAUGCUGAUGGUUCGCCGUCUCCCAUGAAAGCGCAUGCCACGCCAGCAAGAGACAUUAGCGAGCUUGACACUGCUCUCGAGGAUAUUCAGGACGAUCAGGAGUUCGACAUACCUCGCUAUGCUCGUCCUACGAUCGCCUCCCGGCGUAAGUCGCUGCCUGCCAUCUUUUAUCGGACUCCAACCAAGGACAUCGAGAGGCCGAUGACAGCGAUUGGUGCCAGCAUGCCGAGAGUCGAGGUGCCAUACGGCAUUUACCUGUUCGCGAACGCAGCCACGCCUUCGAAAGCGACCCCUGCCAGGCCACGGACGAGCAUGGCGCAUGGCUUGGCCAGUGAGAAGAAGCUACGUAAGGCGUCGCAGACUCCUGUUACUGGCUCACCUGUACCCAAGACACCAGGCACGAGUGUUCCAGACACGGUGCAGAUUAGGGGAGCAUUCACAUCGCCGUCGAGGACGCCGAGGCCAAGAUUGUCGCAUGCUGGUACGCCAGGCACCAGUGUACCCGAAAGCAUAAGACCAACACCUCGUGAGCGCUUCCCAGGUCUACCGUCAAGAACAGCAUACGAUAUGGAGAGCAGUCUGAUAUCCGCGACUCCGUUGAAGAGCAAGGCAGUACAAGCCGAGCGAUUUCCAGGUCUACCCCCACAAGACUCUUACAAAUCGUUUGUCGAGGACACAGAGAUGGUAGCCAUGCAGGUAGCAGAGGAGUCACCGAGUAUGCGCACACCUAAAGCGGCGCAAUCAGUCACCAAAGAACGCUUUCCCGGUCUACCACCAAGCAAUACCUACACGGAAAGCUUUGAAGCGGCGAAUGAGGAGCAGGCUGAGGAGGGUGCUCCAUCCACACCAGUAGCAGCUACCGGUGAGCGGUAUCCUGGACUUCCGUCGAAGAGAUCCUAUGCAGAGCAUGCCAUGACCGCAAUGCCGGCUUCACGAUUCCGGACACCAACACAGAGCCCAGCGAAGCGACCAGCAACUGCACAGAAGCCGGCGUCUUUGAGAAAGAUCGCACUAAAGGCUUCUACUCCUAGGCGAACGCCUCUGAAGGCGCCCACGAUGACGCCUGGCAUGGAACCAAUGACACCUCACCCCGCGGCGCCAUUGAGGGGUGUCGUGGCUCUCGUUGAGGUCUUCACCAGUGAUGGCGGAUGCGCCACUCCAGCCUUCACAGUCUUGCUUCAACGCUUGGGUGCAAAGACCACAAAGACAUUUAGCGAGCGCGUCACUCACCUGGUCUUCAAGGAGGGAUCGCCCACGACCCUGCAACGCCUGCGUGUACACAAUAAACAGGUCGCGGAGACUGGUAUGGGCAAGGAGAUCUACUGUGUCAACAGCCGCUGGGUCUCGGACUGUGACACUGGAAGUAUGCGCAUGGACGAGACCGAUGAAGCAUAUGCUGUUGAUGUGGAGGAUGUGCCUCGCGCAGGCAAGCGUCGCCGCAAGUCCAUGGAGCCCACUGCUUUGAAGAACAUCGGAGGCAACGUGGUACGCGAUCGACACAGCACUCUUGGCAGAAGCUCUCUCAGCCGAAACUCCCUCAAGCCGGACUUUGACGACUCGGAGAUGGACGUCACCCCAAAGGCCAGCGUUGACAAGGAGAACGGUGGUGAAGACGGAUCACCUGCUACACCUGCAUAUCUCGCGGCACCAGAUUCGUUGGUGCAGCAGACGGCGCCGAUGAACCGGGUGAGGAAGCUGGACUUCACCAGAAAAGAGUUGGAGAAGAGCCGACGCUUGACCUUCUUCAAUGGCGCGUUUUGA
Fulvia fulva is the source of this 3834-nucleotide messenger RNA. RefSeq lists its product as uncharacterized. Lineage: Eukaryota; Fungi; Ascomycota; Dothideomycetes; Mycosphaerellales; Mycosphaerellaceae. The transcript has a single exon. The record is from RefSeq and is a predicted model, not a curated record. The coding region runs from base 1 to 3834 and encodes 1277 amino acids.